Messenger RNA from Lates calcarifer (barramundi perch), 3271 nucleotides. It is a transcript of the gene rangap1b, whose product is annotated as Ran GTPase activating protein 1b. Lineage: Eukaryota; Metazoa; Chordata; Actinopteri; Centropomidae. Gene Ontology annotation, molecular function: GTPase activator activity; small GTPase binding. Gene Ontology annotation, biological process: activation of GTPase activity; nucleocytoplasmic transport; signal transduction. Gene Ontology annotation, cellular component: perinuclear region of cytoplasm; nucleus; cytosol. The record is from RefSeq and is a predicted model, not a curated record.
GUGGCAAUAAAAUCCCAGUUGUAGCUGACAGCUGUAAACAAAACCAGCGAAGAAGAAACAACCAUGGCAGCAUGACGUCACAUGGUUUAGCAACCGGCGCGCUGCGCGGAAGAAGCGGCGUGAGUUCGCCAUCGUUUACCUGGAAAUCACUCUUUGUGAGUCAUUAUGGCCUCAGAUGAUAUUGCACAGCUGGCUGAUGCUCUCUCCAAGACCCAUGUCGGGGAUGGAGAGUUGAGCUAUAAGGGCCUGGGACUGAAGCUGGACAAUGCAGAGUCAGUGGAGGAGCUGGUUCGUGAGAUAGAGCAGUACCAGGGUCUGAGAGCUUUGCGCCUGGAAGGGAACACUCUUGGUGUUGAGGCAGCCCGAGCCAUUGCCAAGGCCUUGGAGAGCAAAGACCUGCUCCAGAGAUGCUACUGGAGCGACAUGUUUACGGGAAGACUGCGCUCUGAAAUCCCAACAGCUCUGAGGUCUCUGGGCAGUGCUUUAAUGAGUGCUGGGACCAGGCUGACUGAGUUGGACCUGAGUGACAACGCCUUUGGCCCGGACGGUGUGAAGGGAAUCGAGCAGCUGCUGAAGAGCCCCUCCUGCCACACCCUGAGGGAGCUGAGGCUCAACAACUGUGGCAUGGGAAUCGGAGGAGGAAAGAUCCUGGCUGAAGCUCUGAUCGAGUGCCACAGACAAUCAUCAGCCCUUGGAGCUCCGCUCAAACUGAGGGUGUUCAUCGCAGGGAGGAAUCGCCUGGAAAACGAAGGAGCCAGUGCCCUGGCCAAGGCCUUUCAGCUGAUGGGCAGCCUGGAAGAAGUCCACUGCCCCAGAACUGGUAUCAACUACACUGGUGUGAUGGCGUUAGCUGCAGCCAUGCGACACAACCCAGAGCUCCGCGUCCUCAACUUCAACGACAACACUUUCACCAAGAAGGGAACACUGGCCAUGGCACAGGCUCUGAGGCAUCUGAGAAACAUCCAGGUGGUCAACUUUGGAGACUGUCUGGUCCGCUCUGAAGGAGCCAUCGCCCUCGCUGCAGUGUUGAGAGAGGGACUGCCGAUCCUCAAGGAGCUGAAUUUGUCGUUCGGUGAGAUCACAGAGGCGGCUGCGUUAGUGGUGGCUCAGGCCGUCAUGGACAAACCCUACAUGGAGAAAGUGGAUCUAAACGGUAACUGUCUGGGAGAAGAAGGCUGUGAGGCUUUGAGAGAGGCGAUGGAGAACGUGGAUAAAGGAGACAUGCUGGCGUCACUCAGUGACGACGAGGGAGAACCUGAUGACGAAGAUGAUGAUGACAGUGAACAUGAUGAUGAUGAUGUGAGUGACGACUGUCCUGAAGCCAACGAGGAGGACGGAGAAAUUGUGAAGGAAAAUGGAAAAGAGGACAGUCCUGUUAAAGUUCAGAGCCCAGCAGAGAUCACGUCUUUCCUCAUCUGCCCCUCUGUUGAAAAGCUUCUUCAGCUUGGAGAGAUGAGGACAAACCUGCUGCAACAGGCUGAUGCCUCUGACCCACACAAGGCUGCUGAUGUCCUUCUGAAAAUUGCUUCGUUGUACAGCGAGGAAUCUGAGACCAAGACAGCUGUUCUGGAGACUACUGGUGACGUGUUGAAAAAGCUCCUCUCAGGUUCAGCCCUUCAGUCGUACUGCUUCCUCUCCACACUGCUGGUCAUGAUGGGACUCCUAAAGGGAGAGGGGAAGAUGAAGAAGGUGUCGCUGGUCCCAGGUCAGCUGUUGUGUUUGGAGCACGCUGUCCAGCAGGAUUACUUCCCCCAGCACCACGCCUCGCUGCUUCACACCUUCGUGUCCAAGAACAGUGAAGCUCUCAAGUCCUGCGGAGCCGCCAGAGAGAGGCUGAGCUCUGCUCUGGAGAAGAGGUGCAACGACCAACACUGAUCCCACUGAUGGGCCACUGCCAGUACCAACACUGGGACACAUACACACAUACACACAUACACACACACACACACACACACACACCACACACACACACACACACACUGUACUGACGUUGAUUUCAACAGGGAUGCUUUACACUUGAACAAGGGACUCAGACAACCACUGAUCUCCACUCCUGAUUUGUAUAUUUUAUGAAGGGAUAACAAAGACUGUCCAGAAUCUCUUAAUUUUUAUUUUUCUACUUAUGCUUGUGACUUAUAUUUUUAUAGAAAAUGUAGAAACAAAUAAUACAAAUAUAGAACUACACAUCAGAUAACCAUUGGGUUAAUGUGUAAAAAAAAAUGGAAGUGAUACUAACUGUGUGGAGCUAACAUUAGACAAUGUUCAUCAGGCACUUUUUGCAACAUACUGCUUUAAAUGUGGUUACAUAUACUUUCAAAAUUCAGCUUAACAACAGCAAAACAGUGAAUCAGACAGGGUCCUUACACAGGUAUGGAAAUGUCUGGAUUAACAAAUAGAGGUUAGUCCCAGGACUUGAUAAAUAUGUAAACUAUACAGUAACAUUUGGCCUUGGCAGAUACAGAUCUGCUGUAGUUUUAAACCUGUUAAUGAUAUUUGUUACAUUGAAAAUGGGGAUAGAAAUAUUAAGGCCAGGACGACUGGAACUACAUGUUUAUCAUCCUGAACAAAAAAUACAAUCUAUAACAUCAAAAAUAAAUGAGUCAGCAAUGAAGAGCUGACUUUAUUGUUCUGUUUUAGCGAUAGGCUGCUUUACGUGCUGUUUUGUUUAUUGUGAUUUUUGUUGUUGUUGUUAUUGUUGUUGCAUAUUUGAAAAAUUCCAUCAGGGACAGUGUCCAAUCACAAUCCUCAUACUGCUGCUCGUAAGGUCCAGUCAAGUCAGAGCGCUGUGUGCAUCAGACUGUGAUCAGGAAUGGGCCACACUGCACCACAUGAACCCACCCAUGAACCUGAAUACACAGCGUUUGUGUGUGUGUGUGUGUGUGUGUGUGUGUGUUGUGUGUGUGUGUGUGUGUGUGUGUGUGUGUGUGUGUGUGUGUGUCAGUCACCCUGCACUGAGCACAGUCAGACACAGCAGAGCUCAGGGGACCAGAAUCACUUUUACCUGAUGUGUCUUUUCUUGUCUUACUGGGGAAAAUGUGCUCUUAUAUGACUUUGUUGCACACAUUGAGUCGCAGUGUGUUACCUCAUGUAGCUGUUGAUGUGUUGGUGACAUGGUGGAGCAUUUAAGGGAAAUAGGAAAAGAAUGGAAUACACUUAAAUGGCAUUUAGAUAAUCUUCUGAAUAACAUUAGCCUGUGUGUGGACUGCAUUUAUAUCAUCAGGAUGGUGUGUGUUGACCUGAUAUGCUGUCUUAAAUAUAACAAAUCUAACAA